AAGCAGCGGGUCUUAUUUUUCUACUCUCUUGUGGGAAUGAGUUGCCAAUCUUUCACUUCGGCCGAUACCUUUAUACCUCUGAAUUCUGAUGCUUCUGCAGCUCUGCCUCUGAUAAUGCAUCACAGUGCCGCUGAGUGCCUCCCCGUCUCCAACCAUGCCACCAACGUGAUGUCUACAGUCCCGUCUAUUUUGUCUUUGAUCCAAACUCCUAAAUGUUUGCACACGUAUUUCUCGAUGACAACUGUGGGAAAUACAGCGACUGGACUUCAUUAUUCUGUGCCUUCCUGUCAUUAUGGAAACCAGCCAUCCACCUAUGGCGUAAUGGCAGGCGGUCUAACCCCCUGUCUGUACAAGUUUCCGGAUCACACCCUGAGUCAUGGCUUUCCUCCACUGCACCAGCCUCUCCUGGCAGAAGACCCCACAGCCUCUGAAUUCAAGCAGGAACUCAGGAGGAAAAGUAAACUGGUUGAAGAGCCAAUUGACAUGGACUCCCCAGAAAUCCGGGAACUUGAGCAAUUUGCCAACGAAUUUAAAGUGAGAAGAAUUAAGUUAGGAUACACCCAGACGAACGUGGGCGAAGCUCUGGCCGCUGUGCACGGCUCAGAAUUCAGCCAAACAACCAUCUGCCGAUUUGAAAACUUGCAGCUCAGUUUCAAAAAUGCAUGCAAACUGAAAGCAAUUUUAUCCAAGUGGCUGGAGGAAGCUGAGCAAGUCGGAGCGUUGUACAAUGAAAAAGUGGGAGCGAACGAGAGGAAACGGAAACGAAGAACAACUAUCAGUAUUGCAGCUAAGGAUGCUCUGGAGAGGCACUUUGGACAGCAGAGCAAGCCUUCCUCUCAGGAGAUCAUGCGGAUGGCUGAAGAACUAAACCUUGAGAAAGAAGUAGUAAGAGUUUGGUUUUGCAACCGAAGGCAACGAGAAAAACGGGUGAAAACCAGUCUGAACCAAAGUCUAUUCUCUAUUUCGAAGGAACAUCUCGACUGCCGAUAAGACUCGGGUGUGGUAGCCAUUUGGGUAGCAGUUUUCCACUCCUUUCAGUUUUUGAGCAAAAUCAGGAGUUACUCACUUGAUUAGUUUCAACUAGAUUAAAUCAAUAAUUGCAGGGUUUUUUUUAAGAACCCAGUGAUGUAAAUUGAGAUAUUUAAUUGUUCUUAGAAUUCAGUGUUCAUUUUAAUUCUAAGACACUAACAGCUAGGAAACCCUCCCCCAAUACUUCAUCCAUUCUGCCUCUGGCUCACAACUAUUUGUAACAUUUCCAUGUGGGCUCAUGACUCUUUUAGUCUCUGUGGGCACCAGGCAUGCAUGUGGUGCACAAAUAUACAUGUAGGCAAAAAGCUCAUAUAUGAGCUUUAUAUAUGAUAAAAAUAAAUCUAAAAAUGAAAAAGUAUAUUGGUUUAUAUUAGGCAUGCCACUAGCCCUAAAGAUUUUUUGAGUAAAGUCUGAAGGACAAAGGUGACCAAGAAUUUUACCUUUACCACCAGAAAUAAUUUUCAGUCAGAGUAUCUUUAAAGUUAACAUUGAGGACUGGCUCCUAAAGAAAUGAUUUUUUGAAAGAUUUGUAGAAACAUUUAGGCAUGAUGUCUAUAUUCUUUAAGAAACAUUAGCUUUCUGCCAUUCUGUUGCAGAAAACAAAAGCUGCAAACUUAAGCUCAAUGUAAAGUAUCCCUCGGAUGUUUCAGAUGCUGGGCUCAAUCUUGAGCAUAACUGAAACUCAGAAACAAAAAUAUACUUUAAAGAUUCCAGACCCCUGCCAUCAAUCUCUCUGUCUGUAAGCUGUAACAGGGCAAGACUACCUGUCUUAUUUGCUGUUUUUUCUCUGGUGACUAGAAAAGCGCUUGCUUAUUGUAGGAAUCUAUGAACAGGGCUAAAGAAUGGGUCAUACUGUGCACAACUGAUACAAAUGUGAAGGGUGUCAGCCAACUUGAAAAAUCUAAGCUAUUUUUGAUAUCUCAGGGUAGAAAUUCACUUGAGGUCCCUUAACAAUGUGUCAAUUUUGCUAUGAUUGGUUACAGCAUGAUUUAUUAUUAAUAAAAGUUGGAAAUAUUGACUUUUCAAUCCUCAGAACUACAACAAGGAAGGUAUUUAUUGAAUCUAAAAGUGAACUCCUUUAAAACGUGUAACCUAUAAUGUGAUGCAAAUCUAGAAUAGCAACUUCGGCGUUUUCAAUGUCAG
Messenger RNA from Alexandromys fortis (reed vole), 2172 nucleotides. It is a transcript of the gene Pou1f1, whose product is annotated as POU class 1 homeobox 1. NCBI's taxonomy places the organism in Eukaryota, Metazoa, Chordata, Mammalia, Rodentia, Cricetidae. Gene Ontology annotation, molecular function: RNA polymerase II cis-regulatory region sequence-specific DNA binding; DNA-binding transcription factor activity, RNA polymerase II-specific. The coding region runs from base 37 to 990 and encodes 317 amino acids. The record is from RefSeq and is a predicted model, not a curated record. The transcript is spliced from 6 exons. Gene Ontology annotation, biological process: regulation of transcription by RNA polymerase II.